Messenger RNA from Puntigrus tetrazona (Sumatra barb), 1499 nucleotides. RefSeq names its product GS homeobox 1 (gene gsx1). Gene Ontology annotation, molecular function: sequence-specific double-stranded DNA binding; DNA-binding transcription factor activity, RNA polymerase II-specific. Gene Ontology annotation, biological process: regulation of DNA-templated transcription. The transcript is spliced from 2 exons. The record is from RefSeq and is a predicted model, not a curated record. Gene Ontology annotation, cellular component: nucleus. NCBI's taxonomy places the organism in Eukaryota, Metazoa, Chordata, Actinopteri, Cypriniformes, Cyprinidae. Bases 231 to 962 code for a protein of 243 amino acids.
GCAGAGUGAAUGCCGAGAGAAAAGGCACAAAACCCUAUUGAGAGCUCUCAGCCGCUAGUAGCGUAACCGUCACAUGGGCGCACCGGCUCUCCAACUAUUUAAGCAGGGACACUUUCUCUUCAGCACCAUUCCGCCAUCCAGCCUUGGGUACGCGUCUUGGUACGAGACCGACGAAGGUAAACUUUCACGAACGCUCAGACGUUAGGUGAAGAGCCGCGGGGGAAGCCAAGAUGCCGAGAUCGUUUCUUGUGGAUUCCUUGAUUUUGAGGGAGAACGGCGAAAAGGGGAGCGAGAACAGUCCGCCGUUGUUUCCUUACGCCGUGCACCCGUCUCACCCUCUCCACGGCCUCUCCGCCGGCUCCUGCCACUCUCGAAAAGCCGGGCUGCUGUGCUUCUGCCCGCUGUGCGUCACGUCCCAGCUGCACCCGUCGCCUCCAGCUCUCCCGCUCAUCAAGGCUUCCUUUCCUGCCUUCGGCUCCCAGUACUGUCACACGGCGCUCUCCAGACAGCACUCCGCGUCCAGCGGCGUAAACCUCAACGGCGGCUCGGGGUUGUACCAAGCCGCAUACCCCGUUCCGGAUCCGCGACAGUUCCACUGCAUAUCCAUAGAGAACAGCAGCAGUCAGCUUCAGAGCAGCAAGCGCAUGCGCACGGCGUUCACCAGCACGCAGCUCCUGGAGCUGGAAAGGGAGUUCACCUCCAACAUGUACCUGUCGAGGCUCCGGCGCAUAGAGAUCGCGACUUACCUCAACCUGUCCGAGAAGCAAGUGAAGAUCUGGUUCCAGAACCGCCGCGUAAAGCACAAAAAAGAAGGCAAAAGCGGCUCCCACAGGACGGGCUCGCACAACUGCAAGUGCUCCUCGUCCCUGUCCUCCGCCCGGUGCUCCGAGGAAGAAGAUGACCUCCCCAUGUCACCUCCGACAUCAGAAAAAGAGGACGCGGACCUGUCUGUGAGCCCGUGAGCUCGCGACCACCACCUCAAAGGACUCUGUACGCCACACCUGUGGAAUCUUGAAUGCAGCCAAAAAGCGACGGCAUCCGCGCGCGCCGUCACCUGUAAAUACCGAGAAAGAAAAAAAAACUUUAUAUAUGUUCGGGGGUCCGCGUAUCCCUUUAAUGUUGUAUAUUUGUAUACAUGUUCUAUGUUUGUAGUUUUUUUCUGAAAACAAACUUAAGCCCGCAGUUCCGCAUCCAAAUACAUUUCCUGUCACCAAAAGUUUUUUUUUUUUUUUUUUUGUUCAAUCUGUGUUAUCGACGGUCCGAAAUUAAUUUGUACUUUAUUUUGUAAGACGUUCGGUUGUUUUAUUUGUAUCGAUGGCGAGCACAGGGUAGCUUUAAGCGCGUGUUUGGGGACGGAAUGGAAAAAAAAAAUGGGACGUAUCCGAUGCGUACGUCACUUCGAUGCCAGAAUUUGUUAUUGUACUUUUAUUGUAAUGAGAAUAUUUAUUUAUUUAAAAAACCUCGAUGCUGAAAAUAAAGAAUAUUUCUUAGUGACAAAA